Molecule: messenger RNA, 1731 nt
Organism: Penicillium samsonianum
Lineage: Eukaryota; Fungi; Ascomycota; Eurotiomycetes; Eurotiales; Aspergillaceae
Product: sugar porter family MFS transporter
Exons: 3
Coding region: 1-1731 (576 amino acids)
Biological process (GO): transmembrane transport; carbohydrate transport
Cellular component (GO): membrane
Molecular function (GO): carbohydrate:proton symporter activity
Source: RefSeq, a predicted model, not a curated record
AUGGCUGUCAGUCAGUCUGUGGUUGGCCGUGCCAAUGCAGAGAAGCCUCACGGUCUCCAGGGUUUUAUUUCAAACCCAUAUGUCUUCUUCACUUGUUUGUUUGCGUCGCUGGGUUGUAUCAUGUAUGGAUACGAUCAGGGUGUGAUGGGUCCUGUUCUCGUCAUGGAGAACUUCCAAAACCACUUCCCCACGUUCAUGGGAUCCACGAUCCAGGGUUGGUUGGUGUCGGCCCUUGAGCUUGGUGCCUGGGCUGGUGCUUUGAUCAACGGUGUUCUCGCAGAUCGUAUCUCGCGCAAGUAUGCCAUGAUGGUUGCCGUUGUCAUCUUCACCCUGGGCACUGGUCUCCAGGCCGGUGCACAGACUCCUGCGUACUUCUUCGCCGGAAGAAUCAUCGGUGGUGUUGGCAUCGGUAUGUUUAGUAUGGUUAUCCCAAUGUACCAAGCCGAGAUUGCUCCCCCUGAGCUGCGUGGAUCGCUUGUUUCUUUGCAGCAGCUGUCCAUCACGAUCGGUACCGCCAUUUCCUUCUGGCUUGACUAUGGUAUGCAGUUUGUCGGCGGCAACACCUGUAACCCGGAGGGUAUCUCGAACCCUUACUUGAGUGACGGCACGUAUAAUGCCGCUCAAAACAACGGCCACACCUGCUUGGGCCAGAAGACCAUCUCGUGGAGACUUCCUUUGGCUUUGCAGAUUAUCCCGGCUUGGAUUCUGUUCUUUGGUCUCUUCUUCUUCCCCUUCUCGCCGCGUUGGUUGAUGAUGAAGCACCGCGAUGAGGAAGCCAAGGAGUCCAUCUCUAAGCUGCGUCGCCUGCCGGUGAAUGAUCCACUUGUUCGCGCAGAGUACCUUGAGAUCAAGGCUGCUGUUAUGUUUGAUGAAGAGACUGAGAGUGAGGUUGUUGGAUCCGGAGGUAUAUUGGCUCCUUGGAAAGCCCUGUUUGCCCCCAACAUGUUCAAGCGCCUGGUCCUUGGUUGCGGUAUGAUGAUCUUCCAGCAGUUCACUGGUAUCAAUGCCGUGCUCUACUAUGCGCCCCAGAUUUUCUCUUCGUUCGGUUUCUCGUCCACAAAGACAACUCUUCUCGCCACUGGUGUGACUGGUAUCCUACAGAUUAUCUUCACCCUUCCCACCGUCCUUUACCUCGACAAGUUCGGCCGCAAGACCUUCCUAAUUGUCGGUGCUGCCGGCAUGUUCCUUUGCCAUAUUGUUGUCGCUAUAGUGGAAGGUAUAUAUGAGCCCAAGUGGAACUUGAACGAGGGGCUUGCCAGACCGCAAGGCUGGGUUGCCAUUGCUUUCAUCUGGCUCUUCGCUGUCAACUUUGCUUAUUCUUGGGGCCCCGUCGCUUGGGUAUUGGCUCAGGAAAUCUUCCCCAACAGUCAGCGCUCCCGCGGUGUCUCGAUCGUCGCUUCCACCAACUGGAUGUUCAACUUCAUUAUUGGUCUUACCACCAAGGAUAUGCUGGGCACAAUGAAGUAUGGUACCUAUAUCUUCUUCGCCAUCUUCAGUGCUUUGGGUGGUCUGUUCAUUUGGAAGUUUGCCCCUGAGACCAAGGACAAGACACUUGAGGAGUUGGAUGUCUUCUUCGGUGGUGAUAAUAAUAGCAUUGCCGAAGCUGAUCGCCUGCGCAUGAUGCGGAUCAACGAGAGUCUUGGUCUUGCCGGCGUUGAGAUCUUGGAGGAUCUCAAGUCUGAGAAGCAAAUUGAUACCGACCACGUCGAGGUUGAGUCUACCACGGCUUGA